AUUCGCACAAUACACCAGCGACGAAAAAAACGGAGGACAGGGAACCCGGGAUGGCGAUGGCCCAGGCGGCUACAAAAUGGCCCGCCGGCUUUUCUUGCCGCUGCCCGCUCUAUCCAAAUUGCCCCUCGUCGAUGCCGCCUCACAAGAUCUCGUCAACGGACAGCCUCGAGACUCGGGUUGAAAAGACCCUGGUCAUCGAGGACGCUACUGAUGCUAUCAAGAAGCUCGGAGCUGGUCCUCAGCCGCCAAGCACCGACCAGCUCGACUAUGAGAAGGGCACUUCGACCAUCGCCUGGGUGCUCAAGAUGCUGUUGCGGUUCAAGAGCGCCAAGGAUCUUGUGUCGACCCGCCUGUCCCUUCCAACCAAUCUACUGCACCCCACGUCGCAGCUGGAGUUCUGGAAUUACAACGAUCGCCCAGAUCUCAUGGCAAGCCUCAGCGAUCCAGAGGACAGCCUGGACCGAUUCCUGGGUGUUGUUCGAUGGUGGUAUUCCAAAGACACAAAGUGGAAGACCAAUACGAUGUGCAAGCCCUUCAAUCCGAUUCUCGGCGAGCGCUUCCUGUGUGAAUGGAGGACUCUGGUCGCCCAGCCCCCAGGCCACAACGGCGUCGUGGAGCCCAAACACGUAACGGUGCAGGGAAUUCAGGAGCAGAUCUCCCACCAUCCCCCUGUGUGCGCGUAUUAUUACGAUUGCCCAGAGAAGGGCGUGGUCAUACGAGGGCUCGAUCAAAUCAUGGCUCGGUUCACCGGCACUCAGCUCAAAGUUGGACCCGGUGAAUGCAACCACGGCAUCUAUGUGACGCUGACCAAGCGAGACGAGGAGUAUCUGCUGACUCACCCGUGGGCCUCGGUGGCGGGGUUCAUUACGGGCUCGCUAUACAUCACCGUUUCGGAAACGACCGUGAUCGUGUGCCCCAAAACGGGGCUCAAGGCCGUACUAGAGUACAAGCCCGAGCCCUUUUUUGGACGCCCCAAGUUUGCGAUUGAGGGCAAGAUCUUCCGGCACGACUACAAGGCGGACGAGGGCCUGACAGAGAAAGAGCGAAAAGAAAGUGAGAAGCUUGCGAAAAUCCCCGAAUCACUGGUCCUGGCUACGGUGUCGGGACAGUGGAACGGAAGAGUCUACUUCCGAAAGACCGGCGAGGAUCACGACACCCUGCUCUUCGACAUGACCGAGUCCGAAGUGGCCAGGAAGAUUGUCAAGCCUAUUGGCGAUCAGGACCCGCUUGAAUCGCAGCGAGUUUGGGGAGGCGUUACGAGUGCCAUGCUGGAGGAGGACUUCCAGACGGCGACGAAACUGAAGCGCCAGCUCGAAGAUGAACAACGUGCACUGAGCCGCGGGCGCAACGAGCCCUUUGUCUCCAGCUAUUUUCGGUUUGAGCUACCGCCGUUGGAGCCUGCAACCCCAGAGUCGAUUCGGUCGAUGGAGGGCGGCAAACCCUAUCUCAAGUAGACGAUGGAAGCAGCUGUGGUGAUUUCAAAACAGGACACACCGCACUUGAAAUAAACAGAACACCGCUUUUUGCUUGGCUGGUCAGCUUUCUCUCUCCCUCCCUUCUUUUCCUUUCUUUUCGCCAUGAAUACACACCCAUCCGCCCCU
This is a messenger RNA of Polychytrium aggregatum, 1601 nucleotides long. RefSeq lists its product as uncharacterized. NCBI's taxonomy places the organism in Eukaryota, Fungi, Chytridiomycota, Chytridiomycetes, Polychytriales. Gene Ontology annotation, cellular component: membrane; intracellular membrane-bounded organelle; cytosol. Gene Ontology annotation, molecular function: sterol binding. The transcript is spliced from 7 exons. The record is from RefSeq and is a predicted model, not a curated record. Bases 51 to 1454 code for a protein of 467 amino acids. Gene Ontology annotation, biological process: piecemeal microautophagy of the nucleus; maintenance of cell polarity; endocytosis.